CAAGAUAGUCAGCAACACCCUCAUUGAGAGAAAGAAUGUGUGUAUUAUGCUCUGCCAACGAAGAGUGACCGUAUAGCUUGGACUGGCAGGUGAUGGUUUCAAUUGCGUUCCUUCCAUCCUUCUAUCAGUCAUUGCCAUGGUAUAUAUAAUAUAUUUUUGUAGACAUACAUACAUAUAUAGACAUGUAUGUUCAUUCAUAGGAAUCGAAAUUGAAAUCUAAGAUCGGAAAUUGCUCGAUUCAAAGUGUCCAACACUGGGGAGCCUCUAUUUUCUUUGGUUUUUGUUUUUUUGCGCCACAAUCAUCAGAUUCAGAUGAACAAUCCACUGCCCAGUGAGAAAACCCUAGAAUUGUUGUUGCGGUCAUGUAUACUGAUAAUUUGAUAGGGUUCAUUCUUGCUGUUGCUUCUAGCGCCUUCAUCGGAUCCAGCUUCAUUAUCAAGAAGAAGGGUCUCCAGAGGGCUGGAGCUUCGGGCCCUCGUGCCAAUUCAGGAGGAUAUGGUUAUUUGCUGCAGCCACUUUGGUGGAUUGGCAUGGUCACUAUGAUUAUUGGAGAGUUAGCCAAUUUUAUUGCUUACAUUUAUGCUCCUGCUGUGCUUGUUACACCACUUGGAGCAUUAAGUAUAAUUGUUAGUGCUGUUCUUGCACACUUCUUAUUAAAGGAGAAAUUGCAAAAAAUGGGCAUACUAGGGUGUGUUUUGUGCGUAGUUGGGUCUACCGUGAUUGUACUUCAUGCACCAACUGAACACAGUAUAAGUUCAGUGGAAGAAAUCUGGGAAUUAGCAACACAACCAGCUUUUCUUUUGUAUGCGGCCUCAGCAGCAGCUGUGGUGUUGGUGCUAGUGUUGUACUGUGAACCACGCUAUGGGCAGACAAACAUAAUGGUUUAUGUUGGGAUAUGUUCAGUAAUUGGAUCUUUGACGGUUAUGAGUAUAAAAGCAAUAGGGAUUGCCAUAAAGCUCACAUUGGAGGGUUCAAGCCAGGUAGCACACUUCCAAACAUGGGUUUUCGCAAUGGUAGCACUUACGUGUAUAAUCACUCAGUUGAAUUACUUAAAUAAGGCUUUGGAUACUUUUAACACAGCAGUUGUUUCUCCAAUCUAUUAUGCUAUGUUCACAUCCCUCACAAUUUUUGCCAGUGCCAUAAUGUUCAAGGAUUGGUAUGGUCAGAGUGCUAGCAGUAUUGUAUCGGUGCUUUGUGGAUUCAUUACUGUGCUUUCAGGUACUAUGGUUCUUCACAGUACAAGAGAACCAGAUCCACUUCCUGUUACAGAUUAUUCAUCACUUUCUCCUCAAAUAUCCUGGCUUAUCCAUGCCAAUGGUGAAAUUUGGAAGCAAAAAGAUGACAAUGAUUUGCACUCUGAAUUUAUUGGAAUAAUUCGGCAAGAUCAUUUCAAGUAAAGCCAAUAUGUCUUGGAUAUCGGUCUCUCAAAAGCAGCCCAAUGCAGGUUCUACGAACUGGUGCAUAAAAGCUACAUAUGAAGUACACCAACGGUAAUAUUGACUGGUGUUAUCAGUUUUCAGAUCCGUUUUGGUUCAUCAAUUUAAACAGGUUAAGAGGGUCAAUGGUCGAUUGUGCAUGCCAGAUUUUGUAAUGGUAAUGGUUUUUGUUUCUCCCCCCCUUUUUGAGAGUUAAAUUGUUUAGCUUUGUUCUUUGCUAUCGGGUUUAAUCAGAACUAGUUAGUUGUUUAAUUUUUCUAAUUUAUUCUUUUGUUUUUGCCAUUACUUUGUUAUCAUAGGUUCAUCUGUAUUAUUUUGUACAAGUCAGGCCAUGGGCACGGGGACUGUAAGAAUUGUCAGACCCUUUGCUUUUCUGUGAAGAGCAUUGUGUUUUUAUUUUUAAAUCAAAUAACUUUCGCUUGUUUUGCAGCGCUUAAAAGUGCUUACCGUCA
Molecule: messenger RNA, 1888 nt
Organism: Camellia sinensis
Lineage: Eukaryota; Viridiplantae; Streptophyta; Magnoliopsida; Ericales; Theaceae
Product: putative magnesium transporter NIPA6
Biological process (GO): magnesium ion transport
Cellular component (GO): membrane
Molecular function (GO): magnesium ion transmembrane transporter activity
Source: RefSeq, a predicted model, not a curated record